Beta vulgaris subsp. vulgaris (sugar beet) is the source of this 1944-nucleotide messenger RNA. Its product is annotated as riboflavin biosynthesis protein PYRD, chloroplastic. Lineage: Eukaryota; Viridiplantae; Streptophyta; Magnoliopsida; Caryophyllales; Amaranthaceae. The coding region runs from base 244 to 1581 and encodes 445 amino acids. Gene Ontology annotation, biological process: riboflavin biosynthetic process. Gene Ontology annotation, molecular function: diaminohydroxyphosphoribosylaminopyrimidine deaminase activity; zinc ion binding. The record is from RefSeq and is a predicted model, not a curated record. The transcript is spliced from 3 exons.
CAGUAGGAGGAAAAAGAAAAGAGUUCCUUUGGAUGCAAAAAAUUGAAUUAAAUUUUCAUCUGCUGUGUUUAACUUUUUUAUUUGCUGCACCCCCGGCAUGCCUCUUGCUGUUUUUGUUAUUAUAUUUCAAUCUCUUCAAGACUUUUGCUCAAACUGAUUUAUGCUUCUUUUCAUAGCUGAUCAAAUAUAACAAGCUCUUUUAGCCAAUUGUUAUUCACAUACUUGUCAAUUGUCCAAACAAAUAUGAAUCUUCUAACUCUUUCUAACCCAAAUUUUAUCUUUAACCCAUCUAUUCUUCCACCUCACCCCACCAAAUCACAUGUUCCAGUUCUUAAAUCUGUUUCUGGGUCUUGUAAUCCGCCCCAAUGUGUGUCUCAUUCACACAAAAACUUGGUUAAUUCAAGAUUCAAUCUUGGGUUUUUGAAUGUGGGAAAAAGGGUAUCUGAGGCAUGUUUUGGUUUCAAAAAUAGUGGUGAUUUGGUGAAGAUUAGUUGUGGAGGUGUAGAGAGUGAAGAUGGAGAAGAUGCAUUUUAUAUGAGGAAAGCUGUGGAAUUGGCAAAACAAGCAAUUGGGUGUACUAGUCCUAAUCCAAUGGUUGGAUGUGUUAUUGUUAAAAAUGGUCAGAUUGUUGGUCAAGGAUUUCAUCCCAAGGCAGGGCAGCCUCAUGCUGAGGUCUUUGCUUUGAGGGAUGCUGGAGAACAGGCUGAAAAUGCAACUGCCUACGUGACUUUGGAACCUUGCAAUCAUUAUGGAAAAACUCCUCCUUGUUCUGAGGCUUUGAUAAAAGCCAAAUUGAAGAAAGUUGUGGUUGGCAUGGUGGAUCCUAACCCCAUUGUUUCUUCACGGGGGAUUAAUAGACUUCGAGAAGCUGGCAUUGAAGUAGUUGUUGGAGUUGAGGAAGAUUUGUGCAAUAAGCUGAAUGAAGCGUUCAUUCACAAAAUGCUCUCUGGGAAGCCUUUUGUGACUCUCAGAUAUUCUGUCUCUAUAAAUGGUGUGAUUUUAGAUCAAUUGGGGGAAAACGUGACGGAGUCUGGAGGAUAUUACUCGCGAUUGCUACAAGAAUAUGAUGCGGUGAUACACACAACCGCCAGGACGACCCAAGAGUUGUCAUUCCUUGCAUCACAAGAACCUAAUGCUCGCCAACCUCAACACAUUUUAAUAGCUAAGAAUCAUGAUUCCGUUGAGCAGAAUCUGAAUCUACCUCUGGAAGCCAACUGUAAAGCAAUUAUAUUUGCUGACAAAGAAGUAACUCUAGGACCCGAAAUUACUCAGAAUGGCAUUGAAAGAGUGGUUAUGGAUGAAAUAAGUUUGGAGGCUAUUCUGGAGUAUUGUAGUAGACAAGGAAUGUGCAAUGUAUUGGUAGAUUUGAGAGGCAAACUUGGUGAUUUGGAAGAGAUUUUGGGAGGAGAGGCCCUGAUGAAUUCAUUGCAGAAGGUGGUAGCAGAGGUACUGCCUAUAUGGGCAGGGAAUGAAGCCAUCCUUUCUUCCUCAACGAUGAUGAGUCUUACCGAAAGUAAAAGGUUGAAGAACUUAUCAACACGGAUCACUCAUGGCAGUGUCUUGCUCGAGGGAUAUUUUUGACCUGUAUGUAUUCUUGAAAGAUGAUAUUUUGAAAAAUAUCGAUCUACUCAAUUGCAGCAUGCUCCUUGCCGUCUUUGGCAUCUGACAGUGCAUAAAGAUGAUAAGCUCAAGCAGAUGUUAUGUGUGAAGACUUGGUGAGAGUAUAAUUUUCUCUGCAGUGUAUUAAUGUAGUUACUGCUAAAAGUUCCAAUUUUCUCAUGCAAGUUUUUGGAGGGAAAGACCAAGCGGCCAGAUAGAUUUUCUCAUGCAAUUGACUGAUAGGAUUUUGUGACAGUAAUAAGAGUAUGUAUACAGAACUCAGAAAAAUAAAAUUACUAUACUCACGUACUUUUUCAAAGUCAAAAUUCAUCAACUUGUCAGAUA